GAAGUCAUCCAGAGGGACCUGGACAGGCCGGAGAAGUGGGCCCACGUGAACCGAAUCAGGUACAAUAAGGCGAAGUGCAGGGUGCUGCACUUGUGUCAGGGCAAUCCCAGGUACUUUUAGAAACGGGUAAGAUCUCCUUGAGAGCAGCCCUACGGAGAAAUGGACAGCUAGUAGUCGGGGUCUACAACAGAAAGCAGUGCUGUGUUUUAGAGACAGUUAGCCACAGUGAGAGCUGGACAGAGAGGAACCUGGUGGGGUUUUACAAGUGCGAGUGCAGGGCGGUACACCUGCGGGGGGAAUAACCACACACGCCAGUCCCGGCAACGGGCUGACCUGCUGGAGAAGAGCUCUGCACAGAAGGACCUGGGUGUCCUGCGGGACGCCAGGCUGGCCCUUUUCGCCUUCUGGAGGCGUUCCUUGUCAGCCGCCAAGGAGAGGUAUCCUUCCAAGGGAGAUCAGGUAAGUUACCCAGGCAGGUGGACAACCGUGGAGAAAGGUGUUGAGCAAUCGAGGGAAUUAGCUGUGCUGGAUAAAGCGUAUGAAGAGAAAUAGAAACAUCAGCCUUUAUCUUGCUUGCUUUUUUUUUUUUUCUUUUUUUUUUCUUUUUUAAUGGAAACUUGGUUCUUUCUCGAGUGGUAUGUAGUGUGAGUUAGCACCGUCUGAAAUGAUCGUGGCCAGAGUUCUGACAAAAAGAAGGGCAAUCGACAUAGCACGUUGGGAGGAAAUUCUUUCAAAGGUUGCCCAGAGAAGGUGUGGAGGUCUUGCUUGGGAGCCAAGGGCCCACGCCCACAGCCACCAUGAGGCGGUGAGCGUGAUGUCACAGUGGGUGUCAGAGUGCAGCCAUUGUGACGCGUGAAGCUUGGAGUAGAGCACAGGCUGGCGGGCUCAGCGCAAGCGUCAGUGCGGCCUGGUGAGGCGUGGAGAGAGCAGGGUCUCUUGCAGUGCUCACCGUCGACGCAAAUGAUGUAUGCUAGGAAGCGGAAGUUGUCUGACUCUCAGGAGCCAGCGUGCGUGCUGUGUGGCCGGGGAGAUGUUGACCGAAACAUCUUUGGCCGCACAUUUGACCAGAUUUGGUUUUGGGUCCACGAGUUCUGCUUGCUUUUUGCCAACAUCUCUUUUGAUGAAAGCUCCACACAGGAGGGAACUGUGGGCAUUGACCCAGCUGCCCUCACACGCAAAGUCAAGCAGGCAAACCAGAAGCAAUGCUGUGUUUGCGGCGAGAGGGGGGCUGCCAUCACAUGCGCACAGGGCGGCUGUGAGCGCAGCUUUCAUCUGCCCUGUGCCAAGGACGGACAAUGCGUCACCCAGUUCUUUCGAGAGCACAGGUCCUUCUGCUGGGAGCACCGCCCUCGACAGACCGCAGUGACAGCUCCAGCAAGAGGCACCACCUGUGUCAUCUGCCGGCAGACCGUGGGGAACGUUGCAUCCUACCACACCCUGGUGUGCCCAGCGUGCAAACAUGCCUGGUUCCACCGGGCCUGCGUCCAGCAACAGGCCUUGAAUGAAGGCAUUGCAUGCUUCCGGUGCCCUGCCUGCCAAGACGGCGCUCAGUACCGUAUUGAAAUGUCCAUCCUAGGGAUCCGAAUCCCGGACAGAAGACCAGAGCGGGAGGACAAUCGUGCAUCCACAGCGGUUCUACAGAGGCACGGGCACUGCGACGCCGUCAUCUGCUUUUGCGGUGGAGGCAGGGAUCAGGCAGAAGAAGAGGGGCCCUGGCAGCUGGUCCCGUGCAGCUCCUGUGGAGCGCAGAGCACCCACCAAGAAUGCUCCUACUCGAGCAUCAGAAUGAACAAGUGGGACUGCGACAGAUGUGCUGGCCUGGGUACCGCCUCCAGCACCAUCGCGCAGCUCGCUGCCCUCAGCGCUGCCAGCCAGCAGGGCCUGGAGCCAUCCCACAGCCCCCAGGAGCCUGAGGACAGCUGCUCCGGCCCCACCAUCCAGCCAGCGUCGGGGCCAUCCCACACUUCCCAGCUGCUGGAGCUCAGCUGCCAGACCAGCGUGCUGGGCAUAGAACAUGGGACAACCUGCUCAGCUUUUCCUGACCAUCAGGACGCACCUGAGCAGUGCCAAGCACGCUGUGGGAGCAACCAUACAGCCACCCCCAGCACUGGAAGCAGCUCCCGCCCAUCCACCGCACAGGGCACUUUGGGAUCCUCCAGAGCAGCCACAGCGGCUGCGCGCAGGAGGCGUCCCAGGCAGCGCGGAACAAGCCGGACACGGAGCCGCUCCCCGCUGCAAGGUCGGGCCCCACCUUCCCAGAGCCGGACCAGAAGACCUCAGCGCAGCAGGCGAACACCAUCUCCAGCUGCUCAGAAGAGAACUCGCAGCACCAGCAGACCGGCGACGCGGAGGACCUUGAGAGCUUCCCUGCGUCCAGACAGCAGGGAAUGGCCCAGGCAGUUAGGGGAGGCCCGCAUGCGAAGCCAUUCCUCAGUGGCACGUCGAGUGCCACAUGUCCACAGCCGGCACUGAGGAGGCUGCGGGAGCCAGUUCCAACAGUGGGGGCUGCCCCAGGCAUGAAGACCUCCUGGGUCGAACAUGCAAGCCAACAUCCCACCCCCCCAAGUCAGCCCGAAAAAUGAUGAGAGGGAAGCAGUUCCAACAGCGAGGGCUAUCCAGGGCAUGAAGACCUCCUGCAUCCAACAUCAAAGCCAGCAUCCACCCCCCCCAGCCAGCCCCCCAAAAGGUGGCAUGAAAGCUGUUCCAACAGUGGCGGCUCUCCAGGCAUGAAGUCACUCCUGGGUCCACCAUCGAUCCAACAUCCACCGCCCACUCCCCACAGUCAGACCAAAAAUAGAUAACACGGAAGCAGUUCCAACAGCACGGGCUACUCCGGGCAUGAAGUCACUCCUGGAUCCAACGUCGGAGCCCUCAUCCACGCUUCUGCCCCAUUAGCCUGCAACAGCCGUGUGCCAGCACCAUGUGCUGGCUCUAGUCCCAACUAUCCAACACAAUAAACCCAACCAUCC
Molecule: messenger RNA, 2969 nt
Organism: Gallus gallus (chicken)
Lineage: Eukaryota; Metazoa; Chordata; Aves; Galliformes; Phasianidae
Product: PHD finger protein 7-like
Exons: 9
Coding region: 961-2472 (503 amino acids)
Cellular component (GO): nucleus
Source: RefSeq, a predicted model, not a curated record